AUGCCGAUCACACGUGUUCACGCUCGUCCUAUCUACGAUUCACGUGGUAAUCCAACUGUCGAAGUUGAUUUGACCACUGAUAAAGGUAUUUUCCGUGCGGCCGUACCAAGUGGUGCUUCAACUGGUGUACAUGAAGCGCUUGAACUUCGGGACAAUGACAAAGCUGUCAAUCAUGGAAAAGGUGUUCUGCAAGCUGUCAGAAAUGUCAACGAACAUAUUGGACCCGCUCUGGUUGCUAAGAAUUUUUGUCCAACUCAACAACGUGAAAUCGAUCAUUUUAUGCUGGAGCUGGAUGGGACCGAAAAUAAAGCGAAACUAGGUGCUAAUGCAAUUCUGGGUGUUUCAUUGGCAGUUUGUAAGGCUGGUGCCGUACAUAAAGGUAUGCCGUUGUAUAAAUAUAUAGCGGAAUUAGCUGGUACCAAACAGAUUGUUCUGCCAGUUCCUGCGAUGAAUGUCAUCAAUGGUGGUUCACAUGCUGGUAACAAACUGGCAAUGCAAGAAUUUAUGAUCAUGCCUGUUGGAGCUAGCUCAUUCAGCGAGGCAAUGCGUAUGGGUUCCGAAAUUUACCAUUAUUUGAAGAUUGGAGCUUUAACAGGAUUGCACUGUAAAUAUUUACAGGCUGAGAUUAAAAAACGCUAUGGUCUCGAUGCAACGGCGGUAGGUGAUGAAGGUGGUUUUGCUCCAAAUAUUCAGGAUAAUAAGGAAGGUCUUGAUUUGCUGAAUACAGCUAUUGCAACGGCUGGAUACACGGGAAAAGUAGCAAUUGCUAUGGAUUGUGCCGCAUCCGAAUAUUAUAAGGAAGCGGAUAAGCUGUACGAUUUAGAUUUCAAAAAUCCAAAUUCGGAUAAAAGCCAGUGGAAAACUGGUGAUCAGAUGAUGGAAAUUUAUCAAUCCUUCAUUAAGGAAUAUCCAGUGGUGUCAAUUGAAGAUUGGUUUGACCAGGAUGAUUGGGCCAAUUGGACCAAAGGAUUGGCCAAUACGCAUAUUCAAAUUGUUGGCGAUGACUUAACUGUCACAAAUCCGAAGAGAAUUGCGAUGGCUGUCGAGAAGAAGGCUUGCAACUGCCUGUUGCUCAAGGUAAAUCAAAUUGGCUCUGUGACAGAAUCAAUUGAUGCGGCUAACUUAGCUCGUAAAAAUGGAUGGGGUGUGAUGGUAUCGCAUCGUUCGGGUGAAACCGAAGAUACAUUUAUUGCUGAUCUCGUCGUCGGUCUUGCUACUGGACAGAUCAAAACUGGAGCACCAUGCCGUUCGGAGCGUCUCGCCAAAUACAAUCAGAUACUUCGUAUCGAGGAAGAACUUGGAUCAGCCGCAAUUUAUGCCGGUCAAAAAUUCCGAGAUCCUCAAGCAUAG
Messenger RNA from Acanthocheilonema viteae, 1350 nucleotides. NCBI's taxonomy places the organism in Eukaryota, Metazoa, Nematoda, Chromadorea, Rhabditida, Onchocercidae. The record is from the annotation of a GenBank genome assembly.